This is a messenger RNA of Choloepus didactylus (southern two-toed sloth), 4826 nucleotides long. RefSeq names its product solute carrier family 16 member 9 (gene SLC16A9). The transcript has 6 exons. NCBI's taxonomy places the organism in Eukaryota, Metazoa, Chordata, Mammalia, Pilosa, Megalonychidae. The coding region runs from base 1425 to 2957 and encodes 510 amino acids. The record is from RefSeq and is a predicted model, not a curated record. Gene Ontology annotation, biological process: monocarboxylic acid transport; transmembrane transport. Gene Ontology annotation, molecular function: monocarboxylic acid transmembrane transporter activity.
UAUAGUCAAAAUACUCAAAAAUUAGGAAUUACAAAUGACUUUAAAAAUUGUAAUAACAUAUACACAACACAUUUCCUCAUUUUAACCAUUAAUAAGUGUACAAUUCAGUGGUAGCAAACGGCUUUUAACCUAUGAAAUGAUGCUCAAGAUCAUUCAUACUGUGAGAGAUGCAAGUUAAAACUACAGUGAACUACCACUUUAAAGCCAACAAAUUGGCUAAACUGCAAAAGUUUCACAACACAAAAUUGCUGGGAGUAAUACAUAUUGGUUCAAUCUCUUUGAUGCCAAUUUGGUGAUACAUACCACAGUUACAAGUGUACAUACCCUUUGACUCAGCAAUUUCACUUUCAGGUUUCACCUAACAGAUAAGCCUAUGCUAGAAUACAGGGCAGUAAAACAGAACAAGGAAAGUUGCUAUGCACUGGUAUGGAAAUUCUUCAAGAUUGAUUUCUAAGUGAAAAAACAAGGCACAUACCACUGUGUAUAAUAUACUACUUUUUGUUUUGAAAAAAAAAAAAAAAAAGGAAAUUUGUAUUUGAGUUAGCUUGUGUUCGUGUAAGGAAACUUUGGAAGGAUAUAAUGAAACAUUGGUAACCUGUGGAGGAGGUAGCAUUUGGGUGGGAGACAGGUAGAUGGGGGACUCUAUACCUUUUGCCUCUUUCAUUUUUUGAACAUUGCAUGUUUUGCCUAUUCAAUAAAUGAGUAAACAAAGCACACAGCCAUAUGAUGAGAUACUAUGUACUUGUUAAAGAAAGAAAGACUAAGAACGCCCUCAAUAUGUUGAUAUGGAAAGAUACCCAAGGAUAUGAAGUGAAUAAAGGAAAGUGCACAACAGAAUGUACAAUAUGCAACAUUUUGUUGAACAAGUGGGAAAUCUAGGAAUAUUUGUUUUUGCUUGUAUAUGCAUCAAGAAAUCCUGAGAGGGUACUCAAGAGGCUGGAUGUUGUGAUGUGUGGCUGAUUUCCCUCCAGACCCCCAUUAAGAAUGAAAGAUUCCUUGUCAGCUGCUGGGAGAGCUGGGGUAGAUUGAUUUCAGCGGAUAUUCCCUAUGGGGAUAGACCGCCCCCUCACCCAAGGUCCUUGCCCCUUCCUGGGGUGGCUUGUAUCCAGUGACUGAUCAGUGUGGGGUGUGAAGGGCCAGCCCCUCUCACCCAACUCAGGAUCACCCUGCAGGGUCACCCCAGCUAAGACGGCCUCACAGCGUAACUUCUCCCUCUGCCCAAUCCUGCUUCUGUUUGUUCUCCACAGGGAUUGAUCCCAAGAGCAAGCCCAAGAAACCUCCCAUUUCACCUCCUACUUCCCAAGAGUUGGCUUCCUGGGGAACCCAACAUGGGACAAGAAACUGAAAACAGUGGUUUCCUGUGAUUGAGUGGAGCUGGGAAUCUGGACCUACAGAUAAAAACACCUCCUUGACCUCGUCUUACAAUGGAAUUUAAAAAGUCACCUGAUGGUGGAUGGGGCUGGGUGAUUGUGCUUGUCUCCUUCUUUACUCAGUUUUUGUGUUAUGGAUCCCCAUUAGCCGUUGGAGUCUUGUACAUAGAAUGGUUGGAUGCUUUUGGUGAAGGGAAAGGAAAAACAGCCUGGGUUGGAUCCCUCGCAAGUGGAGUUGGCUUGCUUGCAAGUCCCGUGUGCAGCUUCUGUGUCUCAUCUUUUGGAGCAAGGCCUGUCACGAUCUUCAGUGGCUUCAUGGUGGCUGGAGGUCUGAUGUUGAGCAGUUUUGCUCCCAAUAUCUACUUUCUGUUUUUUUCCUAUGGCAUUGUCGUAGGUCUUGGAUGUGGUUUAUUAUACACUGCAACAGUGACCAUUACGUGCGAGUAUUUUGACAGCCACCGAGGCCUUGCGCUUGGCCUGAUUUCAACAGGUUCAAGUGUUGGACUUUUUAUAUAUGCAGCUCUGCAGAGGUUGCUGAUUGAGCUCUAUGGUCUGGAUGGAUGCUUGCUGAUUGUGGGUGCUUUAGCUUUAAAUAUAUUAGCUUGUGGCAGUCUGAUGAGACCUCUCCAGUCCUCUGAUCGUCCUUUGCCUGAAAAAACAGCUUUGGAAAAUGUUCCAGAUAGAUACUCCAUGUACAGUGAAAAAGAAAAGAACCUGGAAGAAAACAUAAGCAUUCUUGAAAAGAGCUACAGUAAUGAGGAAAAAUGCAAGAACCCUUUAGCCAAUGGUGACUGGAAACAGGAGAGCUCACUUCCUAAAAACUCAAUAACAAUGGCACACACAAAGGAGACGGAAACAUACAAAAAGAAAGUUGCAGAACAGACAUAUUUUUGCAAGCAGCUUGCCAAGAGGAAAUGGCAAUUGUAUAGAAACUACUGUGGAGAAACUCUGGCUCUUUUUAAAAACAAAGUAUUUUCAGCACUUUUUAUCGCCAUCUUACUUUUUGACAUCGGAGGGUUUCCACCUUCAUUACUUAUGGAAGAUGUUGCAAGAAGUUCAAAUGUGAAAGAAGAAGACUUUAUUAUGCCUCUCAUUUCCAUUAUUGGCAUUAUGACAGCAGUUGGUAAACUCCUUUUAGGGAUACUGGCUGACUUUAAGUGGAUUAAUACUCUCUAUCUUUACAUAGCUACCUUAAUCGUCAUGGGCCUGGCCUUGUGUGCAAUUCCACUUGCCAAAAGUUACGUCACGUUGGCAAUACUUUCUGGGAUCUUAGGCUUUCUUACUGGUAAUUGGUCCAUUUUUCCAUAUGUGACCACGAAGACUGUGGGAAUUGAAAAAUUAGCCCAUGCCUAUGGGAUAUUAAUGUUCUUUGCUGGACUUGGAAAUAGCCUUGGACCACCAAUUGUUGGUUGGUUUUAUGACUGGACCCAGACCUAUGACAUUGCAUUUUAUUUUAGUGGCCUCUGCGUUCUGUUGGGAGGGCUUACUCUGCUGCUGGCAGCCCUGCCCCUCCGGGAUACAUGCAACAAGCAGCUCCCCAAGCCAGCUCCCGCAACGUAUUUAUACAAAGUUGCCUCUACUGUUUAGAGGAAUAUUGGAAUGCACUAUUUUUGCCAUUUUUAUACAAAAAAUAUUUUAGCAAAUUUUCAAACAAAUUUGAAAGAGUCAAGACUGUUUUCUCAUAACAAAAUUUCCAGUGGCUGACUUUGAAUGAAAAAAAAUUUUUUUACAUGAUCCUCUUCUCCACAUACUGUAUAUAUAGCCUCUAUCUCCUUUUCUUUUUCUAAGAAAUGGAAAUAUUCUGUUGUAGUGUUAUCCAUUAGUUUUUCAAAUUGUAAAAAUUUUGGCCAGUCUCAGAAAUCUUCCUCUGUGUAAAGAAGUAUAUUCUCUACAGACUCCAUUAGUUCCUCUGCAAGGCACCCAGAGGUGACUCUUCUAUUUUAAAGUUGAUACAAGUAGCUUGAUGAGAAAUGUGUGAAGGCUGCUAGGGAAUAAAUCACCCUCUUCUGUAUGCUAGGCUAACUAGGAAAUAGAAAACUUCAAGCCAACCAGGAAGUGAAAGUGAUAACUAAAAGAGCAUUAAGAAUCGCGGUGAAACAAACUGAUAAUUUUUUAAAAAGAUAUUUUAAAUUACAGUCACCAGGUUUCUUUACUCUGUUUUAUUUACCUUGAUGAAGCACCCACAUGUUGUUUGGUGUCCCCUGAGCGGAACCAGACAUUUGCUGAGAUGCAGACGACCACUAAACAGAGCAGCAGUCCCUGCAGCCUUUCUUCACAGUUGGCCACGAGAACCUCGUACAUUUUGGUUUGUCAGUAUCUGGUCAGCUGAUGUCUCCCAGGACGUGCUGAUUUUACUUGUUUCCAAGUUGGAAAUGCAUAGAUCACCCAUUCCGUUCUGCAAAUGGGAAACAUCCGUUUCCAUUUGCUUUGGGCACAGCGGAGAUGGAUUGCAAGUCCUUGCACAUCUUCCUGAUGAGGCAUUUAUUUGCCAGAAUCAGAUUGUACCACUACUGCAUUUUAAUUCAAGAGUAGAACUAAAAAAAUGUGUGUGUGUGGUGUGUAUGUGUUGUACUCUGUGUCUGCAUGGGACAUGGGAAAGGGAAAGGGCAAUAAGAAAUUGAUACAGUGAUCCAAUGUCUUUCUUUCUUCUUAUAGAUCCUUUUCAAAAUGUGGGGCCUGGGUCCCACACUGGGCUAUUUUAAUUGUGUAGAUUUAGGCUGUGGCCCAAGCAUCUAUGUUUUUAACAAGCUCUUCACUUAAGAAUGGCUGUUAAAGAUUGGCAAUUGAGGAAUAUUUAUUCUCUUAAAGAAGAAGAAGAAGAAAAAAAAGAAACCAAUAAACCAUGAGUAAGGGUUUUAUAAACAGUCAAGUGUGGUUCUUUAAAUAGGGGGCACCCUUUCCAUUGUGCCAAACUUGUCUUUUCAUUACUUUUGAAAUAUUUAAGAUGACUUUAUACUUCUAUGUUGCCUUUCUUCGAAGGUGCCUGAAGCACUUUACAAGCCUGCAACCUCACAACCCCUCUGUGAAGUAGGUAGAUAGUACUUUUCUAUGUAGUAAACCCGGGCUAUGGAGAAUUUCAUAACCUAGUUACGCCUACUCAGUAACGCAAUAUCGGGGCUCCAAGGCAUUUUGGGGCUCCUGCUUCACACUCAAUCUUCUGGAAUAUUUUCUGUACCUCAUUCUUUAGUCUCGGUCAAAGGUUGUGAAUAUAAGAAGUGACACUAAAAAAUACCAACUACAUAUUUUUGUGUUGAAAGUUCCUUUUUGCAAAUGUUAUGUUCAGGAAACUCUACAACCUAAAAAUAUUUAACCUGUGGUAUUUCCAUAUUCAUCAAUGCUAAUAAUUGUCCAAAUGCCCCUUCACUGUAUCUACUGUUUGCCCCCAAUGUGUACAUUAUCUAUUGUCUAUGGAAUGAAUUUUAAGUUACAAUAAAAUAUUUUUUUGUUUGUUUUGCA